Molecule: messenger RNA, 2683 nt
Organism: Girardinichthys multiradiatus
Lineage: Eukaryota; Metazoa; Chordata; Actinopteri; Cyprinodontiformes; Goodeidae
Product: proline-rich protein 7
Exons: 3
Coding region: 962-1849 (295 amino acids)
Source: RefSeq, a predicted model, not a curated record
UGUCUGAGAGUCACGAAACGCUGAUGAGCAGAGGACCGACUGGAUGAAGCAGAGGCAGGGGAGGAGUCCUGCUGACAAGGUGAACCCAUAAAGCUCGGUGUUUUUUUCCCCCCCGACCUGCAGAACAGAAGCGGAGCCGCGAAUCGCGCCUCUGUCCCCGGGUGACGGUCUGAGCGCAGCCGCUGGAAUGAUCCCACAGACACGGGAGGGAGGAUGCGUUUAUCCGCAGGUUUCUGUAGAUUUCGGGCUUAGAGUUCGCCGCCACGGAAUGAGUUGAGUGCGUUACUCCAUCGGGAACGGCAGAGGGAUUCAAGCAGAGCGGUGGGAGAACGAGGGGUCUUGCCGGGAUUUCAGCUUCCCGGCAGCUUGGAGGGACCCCCACCCCCCGAAGGGAUCAGCUGUUGGGCUGUUUGCGGAUGAAGACAUCACUGUGGACUUUGGCGCUUCUGAUUGGAUGUGACCUACAUUCAACCAUCCAAAGAUCACAACCUGAAGGGAUGCUGUUUGUUUUUUCUCUGACAAGAAAAUGUUUUCAGUCGUGUGAAACCUGCAGAGUUCCAUGGGGGCUUUAAGUGGAUGUUUGCUGCAGUAACGAGGAGGAAAAGCCAGAUUUUGUCUGGGAUUCAAGCAACACAUCUAACACUAAAACAUGGAUUUUUUAGCACUUAAAUGAACAUUAAUCUCAGACUUUUGUUUCUAUUUUUAACGUAAUACUUUGAUUUAUUUCAGACUUCCAACUUGACGUUUAGUGUAUUUUUCACUCUAUAGAAAUCAGUUUCAAGCUAUAUUACCUUCCAUGUGGACAGUCUUUUCUCCCUUAGAUAAAUCCUGUCCUGUUGCAGCUUUUAUUGUUGUGAAGAAUAUAUUUUUCUGUAUUAGGAAUAUUAUAUAUUUUUCAUCGUCUAUUAAAAAAACGUUUUCUUCCUCGUGGUGAGAACCUGCCACUCUUUCCGUCACUGCCAUGGUGAUGUCACAGGGCACCUACACCUUCCUGGCCUGUUUCGCCGGCUUCUGGUUGGUCUGGGCCCUCAUCGUCAUGCUGUGCUGCUUCUGCAGCUUCCUGCAGCGCCGGUUGAAGCGGCGCCAUGACCGGCUCAGAGAACAGUGUCUGCGGACUGUGGAGAUGGAGCCGCUCGCCGCUCAGCCCGCCGGAUAUCCCCUCGCGCCUCCACCGGCACAGCCACCGCAGCUGCAGAGGGAGCCCCCGUCGCAGAUCUGCCCUUCUCAGACGCUGGGUCCACCCAUUGCUCUGCCUGUUCCUCAUCUGAUGCCACAAGCGAACUGGGUCAGCAUGCCAGACACGGAUAUAUUUGGAAUGCCGCCCUGUUAUGAGGAAGCAGUCCUGAUGGAAGAUCCCCCUCCGCCCUACAGCGAGGUCUUGGCCGACCCACGAGGGGGAACCUACCUAAAGCCCAUCCCACUCCGGGGAGCGCCGCUGCACUUGAGGGAAAACCGUGACCCGUGUUCAGUUGUCACGUCCGAGACCAGCAAGCUCCCCGUGGCGACAGUGUUCCCCAACCGGGGUUACUCCUCGCUUAUUCGCCUACCUUCAUCCCAGCGCUGGGACUCGUUGGGUCAUCUCCUGUCCAACAUGGAUCUGAACCUAAACAGUCUGACCCCGCCAGGGGCGCGCUCACUUCAGGCCGCCGCUGCCAUGGCAACAAUGCCACGCAGGGAGCACAGGACUCAUCAUGAGGGUCUGCGAGGUGAAAUAAGUGGACUUCAGGGGGGCAUGCAGGAUUUUCAGGGAGGCUUUCAGGGAAUUCAGGGGGUUCACAGACUGAGUUUGGAGCAUAGCUGCGGCAUGCCAACCGCCUUCCCUUUGCUGGGUCGGAGCACUGCUGUCUGAACCUGGAUCCUCACUGGGAACAUCUAACCAGCCAAUAAGACAGACAGUAUGUGACUUCUUCAAAAGACAAACUCACUGCCGGGACAACUCCUUUAAUGCUAAUAAAUGCUGCUACAAGUAGAGAUUAUACUCCCCCAGGGGCUGCAGAUGGGGCAGGAGUGUACUACUUACCAUUCAGGGAUAAUGUGCACAUAGAAAAGGAAACAAAAAGCUUUGAACCAGUAUUGUUGAGCUACAACUGUACUCAGCCGUCAUAUUUGAAACUAAGUUAAAGAACUGUGGAGGUGCAGAAAAGAAGAGAGAAGCCAUAAUGAGGUAAAGAUUUGCAACAAACGAGCUGCAAAUCUAACCUUUCCUGGUCUUUAUUUCCAUAACCACCUUCUCUUUUUGCUUCUGUCUCUGAGCCACCCAUUGUACCGGCCUGCUGUUGCCAUGGCUCCGAAGAACUGCCCGUUUACUCUAUCUGCUCAGAUUUUUUUUAAACUCAGCUCACAUCCUCCCAAGAACCGUGAGAAUUAAGACGUAGAAAAGGAGCACACGGUGACCUUCAGUGGGACCCAGACAUCAUGUUUGUGACUCCAAACAGAAGGCCAAGCUUCUUUUUGGGAUGGAGUAGAACUAAACAGAACCAAGUGAUUUUUGUUUUGUAACUUGCUGCUUUGUCAUUUUCAGUGCCGUCUUGACUGUCAGUAGGGAUUUUGUUUUUUAUCACAACAUGCCAGCUGGCUCUCUGAAAUGAAAAGGACCUUUUUUCACAUACAAUCACAAAAACAAUCUGUGAAACAUUGUCAGAAAGGCCUUUUUUUCCCUGUGUAAUAAAAUAUUUCUCCACUA